Messenger RNA from Cuscuta epithymum, 1298 nucleotides. NCBI's taxonomy places the organism in Eukaryota, Viridiplantae, Streptophyta, Magnoliopsida, Solanales, Convolvulaceae. The record is from the annotation of a GenBank genome assembly.
CCAACCCAAAUCUAAAAUAAAGAGAUAAACAAAGGACACGAGCACAUUCAAGCUUGAACAUCAUCAUCUUCACCUGCCAAGAAUGGCCAAUCAUCUCAACCCAGCCUCCUCCUCCUUGCUCUUGCUUUUCCUGACAAUCACUAUUACUCUAUCACCAUCAGUCAUCAAAACUGAGGCCAGAAACCUUCUCCAGGCUGUCCCCCCUCAAAGCCCUGAUCUACCUAAGAAGCCUGAUAAUCUGCCAAAACCAGAUGCCGUAGUACCACAGGCUCCAAAGCCUUUUGAAAUUCCAGCUUUGCCAAAGCCUAAACUUUCAGAUAGUCCAAAGCCUUCUACCAUGCCAGAGCUCCCAAAACCUCCUGAGAUACCAACUUUGCCAAUACCCAAAGUUCCAGAGAUUUUAAAGCCUAUAAUUCCAGAUAUUCCAAACCCUAUAGCUCCAGAGGUUCCAAACCCAAAAGUUCCAUUGAUUCCAAAACCUCCCCAGUUGCCAAAGAUUCCAAACUCUGAAGUUCCAGAGCUCCCAAAACCUACUGCGAUACCAACUGUUCCAGAGAUUCCAAAGUCACCUCAGAUGCCAGAGAUUCCAAAGCCACCUCAGAUGCCAGAGACUCCAAAGCCCAAAGUUCCAGAGAUUCCAAACCCGAUUCAGGUACCAACUUUGCCAAAGCCGAUACUUCCAGAGAUUCCAAAGACUUUGAACGUGCCAGAACCCGCUGAGGCACCAAUUUUGCCAAAGUCAAAUGCCCCAGAGAUUCCAAAGCCAUUUGAGAUGCCAGUGCUUCCAGAACCUAAGAUACCAACUUUACCCAAGCCUCAAGUGCCAGAGCUUCCAAAAGAUGUGAUACCAACUCUGCCCAAGGUUGAGGUGCCAGAGAUUCCCAAGCCAGAGCUGCCAACCAUUCCUUCAAAGCCAGCUGAGGCACCAAUACUCCCCAAGUCCCCACAAAAUAUUCCAAAACCAGAGAUGCCGAAAACCCAGCCAGUCCCAAACAAGCCAUGAAUUGCCAAAACUUCAUUCUUUAACACCCUACAGUAUUAUGUAUUUGCAUAUCAUAUAAAGUUAAACCCCCUGAUGCAUGCGUGUAGUCGUUUUUAAUUCGUCUGUGUGCGUCUCAUGUAUGUCUUCUGUUCUGUAGUAAAUAAUAGUAAUAUAGUCUGUAAUAAUCGCGUGUGCGCAUAUUUGUACUUCACGCAGUCUGUUUUGUCAAUAUUAAAUUAAUGUUAUGUUACAAUUAUGUUUUGUUAUAGUGUUGAGCAGAUUUUAAGCAGAUUUGACUAUGUGCGGGCAUUCCGGU